CAGAGCCCACUGCCCAGUGGCUUGACUGCGGAGUGCGGACAAACUUGGAAGCUGACGAUUUUGACGCAUAGCGUUAUUAUAUCGCUGCUCUAAUUUACGAGACUUAAAAGUCAUUUCUAUGUUUUACAAUUUUUUAUUCAAUUUUUGGUGAUAUGAGUAACUUGUUUAAAUGAAUGACGAGAAAGCAAUGGAAGAAGGAGAACUCCGUAGAAGUCCUUAUUCUGAGGAAGAAGGUGCAGAUACUGCUGAUUCAUUGGAAAUCAAACCCCCGCAAGCAGUAGUUAGGCAUAGAAAAAUUAUAUCAAACCACCAUGAUAAAUACUUGGAACGAAGUGCUCAACGUAAAGAUGAGAAAGACAGAAAUCAAUACCGCAAUUAUACUAGCAAAGAUGAAAGCAGGUACAGAGAACAAUACUCCCAUAGCAACAGACAUCAUAGAUCCUUAGAUUUUACAGAAGCAAUAGAGAAACAAGUGAGUAGAAGAUCUGAUCCUUCUAAAAGAGAGCGAGAAUUUUCUCGUACUGAGAGAAAAGAUCAUAGUACUGGUGACAGAGUUCUAGAAGAUCUCAGAGAAAGUAAUUUUGGUCAUACCGAUAGUAACACCAAUCUGAGCAGAGUAACUAACAGAUUACUUGAUAAACGAGAAAAACGAGAAAAACGAGAUGAGUAUAGAUUGGAAGUGUCUUCGUCUUCCCGCAGUCGGGAUGAAUUACGAUUGUCAUCCGGAAGUACCGAUCGUCGAGAAAUGGAACGACGAGAACUGAAAAUGAUAGCAGCUAUGGAAAAAGCUGUAGCCAACGCCCGUGACAGGCGUGAAGUUCGCUUGAUUGAAGAACGAAGUAGCCGUCACAUACGAUUGCCGGAACAUGAUAUGUCUUAUCAGCAACAUCUUGAAAUAAUGGACGAGGCAGAAAGAUAUCCGGUACAAGAGAAAAGACAUAAGAGGUCGCACAAGCACGAAAGAAUUCGAUCUAGAGAUGAAGAAAAGAAACAUAGGCAUGGUACGGGAGAAAAACACUCCAGAGAACAUCGUCAUCAGCAGGUACCUGAAGCUUCCUUGUACGAAGAUCUCGAUCGUAUGGAAGUAAUGAUAAGUAAGCAGCACAUUGCAAUGAAAGAUCCAAAGGACAUGAACGAACAAGAGCUGCGACGCCACAGACUCAUUGAAGCUGAACGAGAAAUGGCUCGACGAAAAGAGAGUUCUCGGCUAGAACUUGAAGCUCGUCGGAUAAAACGGGGCGAAAAACGCAAACACGAUGACGUAUCAUCGUCUAUGGAUCCAUCGGUGGUAGAAUUAUCAGAUGAAAAUCUCCACUCGCCCGAUUCAAAUAUGAGCAAUCCAAAAAGUCACAAUUCAGCUGCAUCGGAUCAAGAGAGUGGAAACAAUUCCGACGGCGAUUCAACUGAUUCAAGUUCCAGCUCAAGUUCGGAUGAAGACGACUCUGAUGCAUCUAAGCAUUCAAAUGAAGAUUCUAAUUCAGAUUAUAAUCUAAGUCCAGUAUCCCAAAUUCAACUUGCUAAAUCUGAUGCAUCAAAUAAUGAGUCUUCUUCGGAACAUGUAGAUACAAAUGGUACAAGUAAGGAACCAGAAAAUGACACAGAAAAAAGUGAAAUGGACUUGAUGCUUGAGCUACCGGCUUACUUACCAGCCAUUCAAGGAUGUCGCAGCGUUGAGGAAUACAAAUGUUUAAAUCGUAUAGCAGAAGGUACUUACGGCGUUGUCUAUAGAGCUGAAGACCGGAGAACCAAAGAAAUAGUUGCAUUGAAAAGAUUAAAAAUGGAAAAAGAAAAGGAUGGCUUUCCAAUCACAAGUUUACGCGAAAUUAAUACGUUACUCAAAGCUCAACACCCUAAUAUCGUCACUGUUCGAGAAAUCGUUGUUGGCAGCAAUAUGGAUAAAAUAUUCAUUGUGAUGGAUUACGUCGAACACGAUUUAAAAUCUCUAAUAGAAACCAUGAAAUCUAAAAAUCAAGUUUUCAUUCCCGGAGAAGUUAAGUGCUUGAUGCAACAACUUUUGCAAGCUGUAUCACACAUGCACGAUAAUUGGAUUCUUCACAGGGAUCUCAAAACGUCAAACUUACUAUUAAGUCACAGAGGAAUUUUAAAAGUUGGCGAUUUUGGGUUGGCCAGAGAAUAUGGAUCUCCUCUUAAACAAUACACUUCUAUUGUUGUCACAUUGUGGUACAGAGCCCCGGAAUUACUACUGGGUAGUAAAACUUACAGUACGCCGAUUGACCUGUGGUCGGUCGGAUGUAUUUUUGCCGAGUUGCUUAGAAUGGAAGCUCUCUUCCCAGGAAAAUCAGAGCUCGAUCUUUUAAACAGAGUAUUUAAAGAAUUGGGAACACCAAAUGAUCGAAUUUGGCCCGGUUACAGCAAAUUACCUAUGACGAAAAAAGUUUCUUUUUCACAAUAUCCAGUGAACAAUAUCCGACAAAGAUUCAAUCUUUUAACGGAUUUGGGUAUAGAUUUACUCAAUAAAUUCUUGACGUACGAUCCAGAGCAACGAAUUUCAGCGGAAGAUGCUUUGAAACAUGGCUAUUUUAUCGAAUCACCCGUGGCGAUUGAUCCAUCGAUGUUCCCUACUUGGCCUGCCAAAUCAGAAUUUGGGGCGCGAACAAUUAAUCAAUCCCCUAAACCACCAAGUGGUGGGAAAGAAUUCAAACAAAAGGGAUAUAAGGAAGACGAAGAGGACAAUGUGUCAGGAUUUCACAUGGGUGGGCGCGCAGCGACCCGACAAGCCGUUGGAGGUGGAUUUCAUUUGAAAUUUUGACGAAAUUAAUUUUAAAAAAUGGUACAAUUUAUAUCAUGUAAAUUGAAUCCUUGUAUUAUAUGCUUUAACUGUAUUAUAUAAAUUCGACUAUUAUUAUAUGAACUAGUACGUAUAGUGUAACUUGAUAUGU
Molecule: messenger RNA, 2900 nt
Organism: Trichogramma pretiosum
Lineage: Eukaryota; Metazoa; Arthropoda; Insecta; Hymenoptera; Trichogrammatidae
Product: cyclin-dependent kinase 11A-like
Exons: 4
Coding region: 170-2770 (866 amino acids)
Biological process (GO): regulation of mitotic cell cycle; protein phosphorylation
Cellular component (GO): nucleus
Molecular function (GO): cyclin-dependent protein serine/threonine kinase activity; ATP binding
Source: RefSeq, a predicted model, not a curated record